This is a messenger RNA of Cheilinus undulatus (humphead wrasse), 3984 nucleotides long. RefSeq names its product post-GPI attachment to proteins GalNAc transferase 4 (gene pgap4). Gene Ontology annotation, biological process: GPI anchor biosynthetic process. Gene Ontology annotation, molecular function: glycosyltransferase activity. Gene Ontology annotation, cellular component: Golgi membrane. The transcript is spliced from 2 exons. The coding region runs from base 277 to 1494 and encodes 405 amino acids. The record is from RefSeq and is a predicted model, not a curated record. NCBI's taxonomy places the organism in Eukaryota, Metazoa, Chordata, Actinopteri, Labriformes, Labridae.
GCGCCUGUAGCCGGGGUAUUACGGUGCUGGGGUGCGGGUCUAUUACCGUAUCGGAGGACAUGGCAGCGGGCAGGAGCUGCGGCAGCCCCGCUAACUCUCCACAUCCAGGAGCUGAAAUUCUCCCCUCUCUGUUUACAAGAAGACGUGCCAACACCCGGCUCUCCUUCCACGAAGGUAUCUGUUCCCUGAGGACUCAUCGGGUGUCUCCACAGGCUUUCUGAAUCAGACUGCAUGCGGGGAGACUCUAAAUGUUUGCCUGCCCUCUCCUGAAGUGGCAUGCUUCCUGAUUCACCAAUGCCUCGAUGGAGGGCCGUCAUCACUCAGCACCUGCGGUGGUCCAGUCCCAUCGCCCAAGCCCUAAUCCUGUCCGUCAUCACGUUUUGCAUUGUUCUCCCUCUCUUCUGCCACCAUCUGCUUUACUCGUACUUCUUCAUCAAGUCCAUGUACCUGGACGGCAUGAGUGAUGACGUCCUGCAAGAAAGCCUCCACCGAGGUCAGGACGCUCUACACUUCUGGCAGAGUACCUCCACCGCGGCAGCAGCUGUGCCCUCCAGGUUCACUGACAUUGCCCAGCGCCCUGAACUGCUGGUUACCGUGGUGACAGCCAGAAGAAAUGAAGGGCGUGAAUUCCACUACCUGCUCCAGGUGAUGCAUCGGCUGAGUAGACUGCUGGGAAGCUGCGGUGAGCAGCGGUGUGCUGAGGUGUUGGUCUGCGAUGUGGAGAGUGGUCCCCAGGGAAACCAGGAUGCCAAGUUGCUGGAGAACCACUUCCAGGUGAUCCGGCGUUCCCCUGAGGAGCAGCAGAGAAACAAGGAGCGUGUCAACACCUUCGAGAGAGAGAAGAGGGAUUAUGUCUUUUGUCUCCGUAAGGGAUGGGAGGUGGUGAGGCCAAAAAACAUGCUUGUCCUGGAGGACGAUGCCUUACCAAAGCAGGACUUUUUCACUGUUGUAAAGGACUUGUUGUCCCGCCGCUUUGCCCUCCAGACUCUCUACAUAAAGCUCUAUCACCCUGAGAGGCUGCAGCGCUACUGGAACCCCGAACCUUACCGCAUCCUGGAGUGGGUGGGACUGGGCCUGGUAGGAGCCACGGCCCUCCUCCUCACCCUUCUUUACUGGAACCCCUGCUCUUUCUCCUUCACGCUGUCCGCCAGCCAUCUUCUCUUCUUCACACUCUACUUCAUGGCUGUAGCCGAGCUGCUGGGCCGCCACUACCUCCUGGAGAUCCGUAGACUUUCCCCCCAGCUCUAUGCGGUCUCCCCAGCCACAGAAUGCUGCACGCCAGCAAUGCUUUAUCCUGGCAACGCCUCCCUCAGGGUGGCAGAGUACCUUGACGUCUCAUUCUGCGAGAAGGGGAACGCCAAAGACAUGGUUCUGUACCACAUGGUGAGAACAACGCCGGGGGAACGGUCUCACAGCGUGGAACCAAACCUCAUCACCCACAUCGGGGCCUACUCCUCAGUCAGGGCCAACCCGUCAAGGCCGAAACUCCUCUAAGGACGGGACAAGAUGGGGCGAACACUCAGUACGUUUACAUGCAGUUAGUGCGAACAAAACUGGACUUUUAAUGUCCACGUAGAUGACAGUCCAACCGAAAUCUGUCAAAACAAAGUUCUCAAAGUUGGACUAGCACGCCACGAUGAAAUGGUUGUAGAUCAGUUUAUUCUAGCACCUUAGUCAGACCCAAACUGGGCUAGGCUCUUUUUCUUUUUUUUCUUCGUUCCUUUAUUUGAUAGAGGACGACAGUGGAUAGAGUUGGAAACUGGAGAGAGAGUGGGGAGGGCCACCGGCCGGAUUUGAGCCCGGGCCGUCCACGUGCAUGGGUAGCAUCUUAGAUCGCUAGGCCACCUCUACCCCCAAUAUUGGACUAGGCUUUCUGAGCAUGCUCAGCAGCCUCUCAUGCUGGCCUGUAGUGCCACAUUAUGUAAUAACGCUGCAUUUUGUAAUAACCCUAACCAUAGGACUUAAUGUGGGCUCCAAGGUAUGCCCUACCCUACUACCUUGCCCUAACCCUAACCGCUCAGUGGCUUAGAAAAUGUGGCGUUAUUACAUGAUGGAUGCAAAAUGUAUUAUAUUAUUACAUAAUGCGGCGUUAUUACAUAAGGCGGUGCUACAUGGCCUUUGACCCAGAAGUCAACAAGCUGAGGUGGCGUAGUCACCUUCCUACGCUUUCACCAUAGGUCAGAGGGAAAGCAUGGAACAAAUUUUCACCAACAGCUCACAGUGUGUGUUUAUGUUGUUCUGCAGUUAGCCAGUUAGCUUCUUGUUAACUUGCUAGCAUUGCUAGCAGGGCAUAGCUCAACUUCCUGUAAACGUACUGACUGUGGUGUUGGACAGAUCUCAGAGGAACUUUUUACCAACAAACCCCAUAAACCGGUCUCAGGGAGCUGUUUUCAGCUCCUGAUGAAAUGUUGGGAAAAUACCACCAGAGCUUCAGAUAGUUUUAUUCCUCUCUGCUGUUGGUGUGAAUCUACUGCCCGCCGUCAUGGACCUUUAAAAAUCAGAUGCUGGAAGUUUCCGUAGUGAUCAUCAUUCCCUUAAAAAACAGUGCUGAUGGACUCUGAGAACAUAAAGAUUAUUUUUAACAUGGCCUGAGGUUCAGAUGAAAACGGUGAGUUUAAUAACGGAUGUGUUCACUGUUUGCACUCCAAGAACUGGAGAUCGACACCGCGUCCUAGCAGCAUACGAGCAUCCGAACUGCAUCUAUAAAUAUUCAGUUAUCAGCUCAGUGGAUUUUAAGUUCCCCUUGUAAAAGAAAUGACAUCUAGGGCUUUUAUUUUGAAGGUGGAGAAACUGAAGUGUCUGACGAGCCUUUGAUGGCAGUCAGCCAAACACUUUGUCCUCCGUGUUUACACGAGUUAGAGCACAACAUUUCAUUAAACACUAAAAACAAGCAUACGAGCUCUGUGAGUGAGGAGAGGGAAAGGAAAUCAAGGAAGUAUUGCUGUCAGGUUCUCCUGGUACCUUGUCAUCUCCCUCUUUGCCUGUUCUUUGUCGAUGUAAAUGCAAUACACAGAGAAGAACACAGAAAUCAGACAGAAAAUGAGGAAAAAUGCGUCAUGUUGCGUUCCUAGCAGGGGGUCAGGACUCUUCAGUAAUCUUUGGGUUAGAAUCGGUGUUAUUACGCUGAUUUUCUCUCUGAUGCGUGCUCACAUGUUUAAGAUUCUGAAGCGUUUGGUGUUUUUAACCUGGGCUUUACUUUCUCAUAGUUUGAGGUCUAAAGGACUUUUUCAUGUCAACAUUUGGGCUAAAACAGACGGUGAUGUUUGCAAAUCCUGCAGGCCUUAUCUUGAGUCAGUGGAAAUAAACAGGAAAUGUUGAUGAAUGCUCUCUGCCUGCGAGGAUCACAUUCCAGCCAUGCUGACAGUUCUCAUGUUUGUUCCACUGAAUCUUAGGUAUAAAAAUACGGCCCAGGUUUGAAAACAAACACACGUCUGUCCUAAAGUUGUGGCUGUAAAACAGUGAACACAUCUUUAACAAACCAGAGGAGGAGGAAAUCAAUAACUGAUCACAGAGCUGCUGCAGAGUCAGGACGGUGUCCUUCACGAUGAAAGAGGGAUCUGUCGUUUACAGCCGGGCCGUUUAAGAACAGUUUUAUUCAAUUUGAUGAAAUCAGGAAACGUAGACGUAGAGAGGAGUCAUGACUCCACAGUCUGUGUUAGACUAGAGACAGUUUACACUCCUGCACCGUGGUUUCACAUCAGGCAUUAAAGGAACAGUCCGACAUUUUAGGAACUAGAGUCGUCACAAUGCCAGAAUUUAACAUUUUGGUGUUAUUCCACAAAUCACAUUGUUUUCGGGGUCAUUUUUAAAUCACCAGUAAUUCUAGAUCAGUGUUACUUAACCCUGCUCAACCGAAGAGCCAAACUGUUGAAAAAUACCCUUGCAGGAGCCUCAAUCUAAGUGGUGAAAAGGGGCAAAACACCUUAAGCAGCAUUAAAAGUAAAUUCAAGGUGGUAAAAAUGUAUGAAAAGGGGCAAAAAUUGG